UUUCCACAUCAUAAUCCACACCUAAUUAGAUUGUAAACGAUUACGAAUCGUCCUCUAAGUGCACAAUACAACUGUAGCCUAACUCUGCGUUGAAAAUAGCAAGCAUGUACACACCCCGAUACAUAGAGCUGUCACCAUUCCCCUAUAUGAACUUAGGAAGAUAUAAUAGCUCAACUCACCAUCUCUUCCAAGUUGACCUCUGAAUAAAAGAAAGAAAACAAAACAGAGUUGAAAGUUAGAGACAAAAUGGCCAACUUUUUCUUCCUCCUAUUAACCACUUGUUUAUUCUUGACUCACAUCUCAGGACAGACAAUUGCACCACCACCUCCACCGACAGCGGCCACAACUCCAGCUGCACUACCGGCCGCGGCCCAAGAAUUCUUGGAUGCACAUAACAAGGCAAGAGCUGAAGUGGGUGUUGGCCCUCUAAAAUGGAGUCCCAUGCUAGCCAAAGAAACUAGCCUUCUUGUUCGUUAUCAAAGGAACAAACAAAAUUGCAACUUUGCAAAUUUAACCAGUGGGAAAUAUGGUGGGAAUCAAUUAUGGGCUAGUGGUAUGGCCGUGACCCCACGUAUGGCUGUAGAUAAUUGGGUUGCUGAGAAGAAAUUUUACAACUAUGCUAAUAAUUCAUGUGUAGGAGAUCAUAAGUGUGGUGUUUAUACUCAGGUUGUUUGGAAGGAAUCAUUGGAAUUGGGUUGUGCUCAAGCUACUUGUUCUAACGGACCUUCUACUCUUACCAUAUGUUUUUAUAAUCCCCCUGGAAAUGUAAUAGGAGAGAAACCUUAUUAGUCUGCAAUUACAUGAUCUUUAAUAAUGUAACUUUUGUGUGGAAUUCAAGUUUUGUUGCUUUCAUUUAUAAUAAGUUGUCAUUGUGUUGGUUUGCUGGUA
Messenger RNA from Nicotiana attenuata, 888 nucleotides. RefSeq names its product STS14 protein-like. Lineage: Eukaryota; Viridiplantae; Streptophyta; Magnoliopsida; Solanales; Solanaceae. The coding region runs from base 247 to 789 and encodes 180 amino acids. The transcript has a single exon. The record is from RefSeq and is a predicted model, not a curated record.